ACGGAGUCAGACAGGAGAGGCAGUCUGUAUCCUGACAUUUUAUGAAAUAUUUGGGAUAAUGCAGUCUGCCAAGAGGAGUGAAAGCGACUGGCAGGGGCUCGUCAGCGAGUUCCUGGUGUGUAAGCGGAAGCUGGAGAGUAAGAAAGAAGCCCUGCUCAUCCUGUCCAAGGAGCUGGAUACAUGUCAGCAGGAAAGAGACCAGUACAAGCUGAUGGCCAACCAGCUGAGGGAGCGCCACCAAGGACUCAAGAAGAAGUACAGGGAACUCAUUGAUGGUGACCCUUCUUUACCACCUGAAAAACGCAAUCAGGUGAACCUGGCUCAGCUGUUGAGAGACUCGAGGGAACGGGUGAAAAAGCUCACAGAGGAGGUGAAGGAGCUGACUCAGAGGUUGACGGAGGCUCAGGGGGAUAACAAGCUCCUGAGGAUGACCAUUACCCGACAGAGGCUGGGGGAUGAGGAGGUCGGGGUUCGCCACUUCCCUGCCCAUGAACGUGAGGGUCUGGUUCGCCAGCUGGAGAGAGCAGGGCUACAGAUGGAAGAGAUGGAGCACAACAUGAAGGCUCUGACGGACGAGCUGCAUGACGUGAAGGCGGAGCGCACCGUGUUCAGGGAGAAAGCAGACCGACUCAACGUGGAGCUCAACCAUAUCCUGGGCAACCGCGAGGCACGCAUCAUUGAUGUGGACGCCCUCUGUAUGGAGAACAAAUACUUGCACCAGCGCUUCAGCCAGCUACAAGAGGAGGUGAACCUGCUGAAAUCAAACAUCAUGAAGUACAAGACAGCUCUUGAGAGGAGGAAAAACUCUAGCAUAUACGGGAAAUCAAACAGCAGUCCUCUCACCGGAGUCCUCUCAGCCAAACAAGUCCAGGAGAUGUUGCUGGAAGAGCAGGGCUGCAGCCUGCCGGCCACGCCUCAGUCCAUCUCCGACCUCAAGUCCCUGGCCACGGCUCUGCUGGAGACCAUCCACGAGAAGAACCUGGUCAUCCAGCACCAGAGGCACACCAACAGGAUCCUUGGAAACAGAGUCGCAGAUUUGGAAAGGAAGCUUAAGACCUUGGAGGUGUCAGGACUAUGGAGUCUUCCAGGGACACGGGACAGUAUCGCGCUGAAUGAAAACCUUCAACCAGAGCUUCAUCCCACACGUGCCACAUCUCAGCCCAGAAUGCAGCCACCCAAAGCUGUGUCAGACGACAGAAGUUCACAUGAAUCAUCGUGGGAAUGCCGCACUGCUGGCAGCGACCUUGGCACAGAUGGCGUCAGCAUGGAAAAUACACCUGCGCUGCUCAGCGGCCUGGAGCCUCUCGGCGGGGUGGAGACGAAUGGGAUUGACAGGAGAGAGGGAGAAAUAGUGACCCUGACGGAAGAUCGAGCCGCCCUAGAACUAGAGGAGGGGCGGAGUCCGGUGGAAGAGGCGGGCCAUGAAGUAGAAGGAGUCGAGGAUGAAGAACUGGGUUCCACAGUGGAGGAAGGAGAAGAGGCAGAGCUGGCGUUGGAUGUCCCUCCCAGUGAAUCAGACCUUUCAUGGCUUUCAAUUAGGCAAGCAUCUGUUAAUCAUUCAGAAGUGGGUCAUUUGCCCUGCAAGCCCCAGGACGAUGGGUCCUGUAAUGUACCUGAACAUGUAGAAGCCUCAGAAUCAAUUCCAGAAAGCCGGGCCACAGACAUUUCGAGCACGGAGGAUUGGGACGUUCAUUGUCAGUCUGUGCAGAGUGACAACCUGGCAUGACACUGAAAGACCCUUAGAAGAUUAUUAAAAUCCUCGUCUUUUGUCAUUUAUUUUGAUGAUUGCAUUUAUCAUCCAUGGUUCUCCACAACGUAUCCACUGCUCACUAGCCCCCUUUUUCCAAUGAGGAGUUGUGUUUCAGUCAAUAAAGCUGAGAGAAAACACUUUCUCAGCUAGCGUUGACAGAGCCGGAGGUGCACUUUCUAUCUAGACGGGCUUGUUGCUGCGCAGGAACAGACAAUCUCAAAAUCAAUGGAGUUGCAUACUUCGUGCCCUACAGGAAAAAUUUAGCUUGGAAAAUAACAAAUAUGGCAGCUCCGACUCCUGUGCCCUAUUUUCCCUCCUUGCUUUCCCCCUGCGAUAAGAUAAUCCCAAUUGUUUGCUUUCUUCUGCCUCCUAAGGGAUGCCAAUAAGCUGAAUGCUGCGUUUUGUUUUACCCUCACAGGGGGGGUCCAAAUUAGCUCGCCAAAAGUUGUGAUGAAUGUGUUGUACUUAAGUGUAAAUGAAUAUUUGAGAUUCUAUUGAUGUCUGUUCAUCUGUAUAGGUGACUUGCAAUCGUUAAGUUAUUUUUUAUUUUUCCUUAUGUUGAAGUUCAUAUCUGGAUGAGACUACA
Messenger RNA from Scomber scombrus (Atlantic mackerel), 2336 nucleotides. RefSeq names its product coiled-coil domain containing 149a (gene ccdc149a). The record is from RefSeq and is a predicted model, not a curated record. NCBI's taxonomy places the organism in Eukaryota, Metazoa, Chordata, Actinopteri, Scombriformes, Scombridae. The coding region runs from base 59 to 1726 and encodes 555 amino acids. The transcript has 12 exons.